Molecule: messenger RNA, 871 nt
Organism: Raphanus sativus (radish)
Lineage: Eukaryota; Viridiplantae; Streptophyta; Magnoliopsida; Brassicales; Brassicaceae
Product: MADS-box protein AGL71-like
Exons: 6
Coding region: 4-663 (219 amino acids)
Biological process (GO): positive regulation of transcription by RNA polymerase II
Cellular component (GO): nucleus
Molecular function (GO): RNA polymerase II cis-regulatory region sequence-specific DNA binding; protein dimerization activity; DNA-binding transcription factor activity, RNA polymerase II-specific
Source: RefSeq, a predicted model, not a curated record
AAGAUGGUGAGAGGAAAGAUCGAGAUCAAAAGGAUCGAGAACGUGACAAGCAGACAAGUCACAUUCUCCAAGCGUAGGAAAGGUCUCUUGAAGAAGGCUCACGAGCUUUUAGUUCUAUGCGAUGCUCAAGUCGCGGCCAUUGUCUUUUCACAGAAAGGAAGAUUAUAUGAAUUCGCUAGCUCCGACAUGCAGAAGAUGAUGGAGAGAUGUGAGAUACAUAGGAGAGAGUAUUUUGGGGCAGAGAGACUAAAAAAACAGCAAGUUGUGCAGGAGCUCAAGAACGAAAUGGCGAAAACGUUAGACCAGAUUGAGCUUCUUCAACUACAUUGCCGGAAACUGAUGGGGCAAGAUUUGGAUUCGUGUUCAGUGGAGGAACUCAAGGAGAUAACUAUCAAACUUGAGAAAAGCCUUACUAUCGUAAGAUCAAGAAAGGCUAAGUUAAAUGAAGAUACAGUAAAGAAACUAAAAGCAGAGAUUUCAGGAGAGAAAGAGGUCUUGAACGAGACAAGUAGUCUACGACAAAUGUUUGAAGAGCCGACCUUGUGGAUGCACUCUAGGAGCCUAGAGAAUGAAAAGAGUGGACCAUCAUGUGGUUAUGGAAACAUGAACAUAUUGGAUGUAGAAACUGAGUUGUCCAUAGGAUUGCCUAAAAGUCGUGAGUGAGAGUGAGAAGAGUGCACCUUUUGGAAAGUCUAGUGUAAUGAUCUAUUCGUGUCUUAAUCAACUUGUUCUUGUUUUCAUAUUAUCCGGACAUGUAUAUUUCAAAUUCUGGAUGUUGAAUCGAUUCCGUGUGCAUAAAUUCAAGAAUAAGUUAGUGUAUAAGUUCUCUACUAUAUUUCGUUCUUUCUUUUUAUCCUUUGUUUUUCUUACU